GCGAAACUCGGGGAACACUUUAGCACGUGAUCCACCGAGAAAUAAAUUCGCAAUGAGUCAAACUCAAAGGUUUUCUACUAAAUUAUUUCAUAAAUUAUUUCAUAAACCUACAAGUCUUAAAGUUGUUAUUAAUUCCAUCAGAUAAGCUCUCAGGAAGUUAUUGGCAUUGAAGAACUUGUGCUAUCAUAUUGCUCAUAUUUCUUCGUGCCAAGCAAGGCCAUUAAGAGGAACAUAGAAAAAAGGUUGCAUCGUGGCCGAUGACGACAGCGGCAGCAACCCCGGCAGCGGGGUCUUGUCGGCCGUGCAACCGGUGCAAAGAACAUGAAGGCACCAUAGAUCUCCGAGGCGCCGAAAGGGUGUGCCAAACCUGCUUCGCCUACUACGUCUCCAGCAAAGCGAUCAAGCGCCUGGAGGUGCUGCAGCGGAAGGAGGCGACGGCGGGGUCACAGCAGCAGCGCGGGUCCCAGGGCCGCGACAGAAGGCCGCAGCGGUACCUCGUCGCGCUGUCGCGCGGCCCUUCGUCUACGGCCCUGCUGCACGUGCUGACGGAGAACGUGCGCCAGCAGCGCGCGCGCGGGAUGACGGUUGCGAGGUUCGAGUAUGUUGCUGUGCAUGUUGUUGUCGAUGAGGGGGAAAUGGAAAGGGAGAAAGAGAAGGAGGAAGGGGAAAAGGAGGAUAUCCUAUCGCCCUACCGCGCCCACUUCCCCGAAGCAGAACUCCUCACCGUGCCCCUGAGCUCGGCGCUGCAGCUUUCCUCCGUCGACUGGACGACGCUCCCACCGCGAGAUGACUCACUGCCCCCGGCGCAGCAGCUCCAGGACAUCCUGCGCCGCCUACCCUCAGCAACAUCGCGCGCCGAUAUCCAGAGGCUAUUGGUGCGCCACGUGCUCGUCGCGGCGGCGGCGGAGCAGCGGUGCGAUGCGUUAUUGCUGGGCCAUAGCACGACGUCGCUGGCGGAGCUGACGCUGAGCGAGACGGCGAAGGGGAGGGGGUUCUCGCUGCCGGGGCUGGUGAAUGACGGUGUCGUGCCUGUUACCGUACCCGUACCCGUUCCCGAUAGCAAAAAUGGUGAUAGCGAUAGCGGCUCUCCCCACUCCCCUGCCACCAAUACAACAAGAACCCUCCCCAUCUACAGCCCCCUCCGCGAGCUCUUCCGCAAAGAACUACUCACCUACCUCUCCCUCGCCGACCCCCCACUACCCCCUCCCCUCUUCGCCUCUAGCAGCGGUGGCAACAGCGGUAAGAUCGGCGGCGCGGUAAUCUCCCACCGCGACCUAAGCAUCGACGACGUGCUGGCGCGCUACUUCGCCGACGUCGAGACCAGCUACCCGUCCGUCGUCGCGAAUGUCGUGCGCACGACGGGGAAGCUGUCGCGGCGGCCCGACGGCGCACCUGCUUCUUCUUCUUCUUCCUUGCCAACCCCGCCGGCAUCGGUAGCUGCGGGAGGGAAUGGGAAAGAGGAGAAGGGAGGAGGAGAAGGUAGACGAUGUUGUGGUCUCUGCGCCGCGGCGCUGGACGAGCAGGGCGAUGAGCGGUGGAGGGGGGAGAUUGGGGGUGGUGUGGAAGAGGAAGAGGAAGAGGAAGAGGAAGACGCAGUGGAGGAGAAUGGGGAGGGCGAGGACAAUAAAACUAUAAAGAAGAGGAGGAAGAGGCUUUGCUACGGGUGUGAGAGGUCGGUUCGUGGGUAGGGAGAAGGCGUUGAUGAUGAUGAUGAUGAUGAUGGGGAGGAAGGAAUAAAUAAAUAAAUGAAUAAAAAGGGGGAGAAGAUCUAACUACAAAUCUCG
This is a messenger RNA of Hypoxylon fragiforme, 1784 nucleotides long. RefSeq lists its product as uncharacterized. Gene Ontology annotation, cellular component: cytosol. Lineage: Eukaryota; Fungi; Ascomycota; Sordariomycetes; Xylariales; Hypoxylaceae. The transcript is spliced from 2 exons. Gene Ontology annotation, biological process: tRNA wobble position uridine thiolation. The record is from RefSeq and is a predicted model, not a curated record. Gene Ontology annotation, molecular function: sulfurtransferase activity; tRNA binding. Bases 258 to 1688 code for a protein of 476 amino acids.